AUUGAUAUUAAGAUAACAGGCCCUUGUUCAUUUUGGGAACUGAGUCUAUAGGUCAGAGAAAAUGGAAAUCUUAAGAUUGGCCCAGUCAAAAAGAAACAUUACCAGUUUGAACACGGACCUUGAAAGGGAUAUGCAGAGACUAGAUGAAGCAAAUCAGGAACUUCUUCUCAAAAUCCGAGAGAGAGAAGAUAAGAUUCGGAGGCUGGAAAGUGAGAUCACUCAGACCAGAGACCUGGUGGAAGAUGAAGAGUGGGAGAAGGAGAACCGUACCACGAUGGAAAGGGAAAGAGCCCUGCAGGAGCUGGGAGAAGAAACAGACAGACUUGAAAAGAAGAAUGAAACGUUGGUCCACAGUAUAACAGAACUUCAACGAAAGCUUACAAGGAAAUCACAAAAGAUAACCAAUUGUGAACAAAGCAAUCCAGAUGGAGACCCAGAAGAGAUAAAGGCUAAGUUACAACAGCUGGAAGCUUCCUACGCACGCCAAGAGAAGGAGCUGCUCAAGGUAAUGAAGGACUGUGCAUUUGUGGCCCAGCUCUGUGAAGAUCAAGCCUUCUGCAUAAAGAAGUACCAGGAAACGUUGAGGAAAAUAGAAGAAGAACUAGAGGCUCGGUUCCUUGAGAGAGAAGUAUCAAAACUCACGAGCAUGAACUCUGUGGAAAAAGAGCAUACCAGCCAACAUAAUGAGGGUAUGCCUACCCAUAAGACAGCAGUAUUAUUCAGUAAAAAGUUUUUUUGCUGUCUGUUUUUCAUCACCCUGUUUUUCAUCAGACUGCUGAGCUACGUGAUUUUUCAUGUAAGGUUUAUAAAUCCAGAUCUCCUCGUCAAUGUACUGCCCAGGGUACUGAGCAGGAGCAUCUUGUGGAAGCUCAGAUGCGUCUUCUUUCCAUCUCUCACACUUGAGACAGAGGACAUGUUACCCCACUGAUCCCGAAGAAAUAUCCUUGAGCAACAGAAGGGAAGUGGGAUGCUAGCAUGUAGAAAGAAGGCAGGAGACUUGGAGAGGAAAGAGGUUUGCUUCAGUUUUUUCCUCAAGGUUUGCCUAGUUGACUACCUUCUCACUCCACAUCAUCUAUCUAAGAUUAACCUCGUCCAGUAAAAGGCUCUGUAAUA
Sapajus apella (tufted capuchin) is the source of this 1113-nucleotide messenger RNA. It is a transcript of the gene TMCO5A, whose product is annotated as transmembrane and coiled-coil domains 5A. The transcript is spliced from 10 exons. Bases 62 to 928 code for a protein of 288 amino acids. Lineage: Eukaryota; Metazoa; Chordata; Mammalia; Primates; Cebidae. The record is from RefSeq and is a predicted model, not a curated record.